CUUGGACAGCCUGUCCAUUCCCCUAAGCCACAAAAGCCCCAGAAAGGCACAGAACAAGAGACUAUGAGCAUUAAAAAAAAAAAAAAAAAAGGAGAGCGAAGGACAGCAGGAGCAAACUGGUUUUUGAAGAGGUAGAUCUCUAAAAAGGUCUGAGUGCUUUGAGCUCACCCAAAUACCUCAGGACACUGCAGAGAGUGUGAGGGAGGCAGGGAGAGAAAGAGGGUGUGAGAGAGAGCAAGAGAGGGUGUGUAUGAGAGAAAGAGAGAGAGAGAGAGAGAGUGGGAGAUAGAGAGACGGUGCAUGCUCUCUCUUUCGCUGCUACAACGGAUCCUUUCCACAUCGACGCUGCUGUUAACGUCACGCCUGUAAGCCGCGCUUGCCCAGCGCUUGCCUUCUCUACCUUGCUCCUCUCCCAGUUGGACGCUGCAUUUGCGAGGGGGUGCUGAUCACCACAAGAAAAGGAGGGGGAGAAAAAAAAAAGACAAGAACUGGAAACAAGAAGAAAAAAGAAACAACCCAGAGAGAGGAAGGAGAAACUGCGCGCCAUCCCUCCUCCCUCUAACCCACCUCGAUCAACCCAGCUACAAUACCCCCACUCCUCCCAGCACCCCCUUCCAUCCCCCACCCCACUCCCCCUCUGAAGAAACUGACGGAUUAUUGGGAAGUGCACGGGAGGCAGGCUGCAGCUGCUGCUGUGUGUGUGCUCGCUACUGCCGCUGUAUGCUUCGUGGGGAUGGUGUGUGUGCGUUCGCAAUUGCUGCUGUCGCCACCGCGGCUGCCGAGGCUGGAGCAUGUGGCUAGUUAAGAGGAGAAAGAAGAUAAUGAAGGCUGUGUGUGUCGCCUAGCCUUUUCAACUGCUGCCAAGAGCUCCCCAGGAGGAAAGGAGAAAAAAAAAUAAAAUAAAGAAGAAUCAAGUGGACAUGACACUGCGUUGAAAAGGGGAGCAAAGAAAAGAGUGCAAGAGAGGGAGAAGGGCUGUCAGACUGACCAACCGACCAACUGAUUGACUACUAAAAAGUGAAAAGAGGAAUACAGAUAAGGAGGACUGGUUUUUUUUUUUUCUGUUUUUUAACCCCUCCUUUUCACUACAAACAAAAAACAUAGAACACUGGAAAGGACUGGAUUUUUUUUUUUUUAUCUUUCUCUAAUUGUAAUUCCUUCUACCUCCCUCCCUCCUUUUGUUGUUUCCUGCCUUGGGUUUUGUUGCACAAAACAAAAAACAAUAGUGCGUGUGCAUCUCUGUGGUUGCCUGGACUAUGGAGACCUGGCUAAGGUGUUUAACGGGGGGAUCAACUGUCGGAUUCCAAGGACAAGCAAGAGAAGAGGAGCCGACAGCGAAGAGCGAGCAAGGGAGCACUGCUGCUUUGGGAGCCUGACUGGAUUCCUAGCUACAGUCGUUUCCCCCUCCUUUUUUUUUUCUUGGUAAUCGGCACGUAAAGGAAGAAAAACAUUCACAAAAGGGCCUUCGAACCUUUCUCUUUGGAUGUAUGGAUUUACAAAAGGGCUCACCUUGUUUAAGCUCUUUGGCACUGAUGCCCGCUUUGACAGGGCAAACAUAAAAGGUUUUCUUUGCUGCUCUUGGAUAUAAAUACAUCUGAUGCGAAUACAUCAGCUCUUUCUGAUUGCAAAAAGGAGGGAAGCUAUAUAUCUCAGUUCAAGGACCUGUAAUAAUAACUUGAGAAAACCCAGUCCUCUCCACCACCCCAUUUCUUUCUGCCCCUGAGCACAGUUCAUGGAAAUAAAAUCACCCCUUAACUGAGGACAGGUCGAGUCCUCUUGCCCCUUAGCAACCACCUAAACCCUUGCUCUCCCCUUGCCCACAUCAGUUCCCUUAACCUUAUUACUUUGGCCCCAUAAACAGUACUGCUAGCCAAACAGCUGAUUUCCUUGCACCCACACCCCCAAAACACCAGCCCCAAACAUCCCCAUCCUCCCCCCCAGAUGAUGCUGAAUUAUGAACGUGCCACAUCAUGAGUCUCCUGGGGCGGGUAGCUGUGCAUCGUGCCAGGAAAGCCGCCCUGCUCUGUGUAGUCUUCCUGAUGGUGCGAGCGUGGAGCAGCGCCUCCCUGGCCUUGGCGGGGGCGGCGGUGUCUCAAGGACCCCAGGGCUGUCCACCGCAGUGUUCUUGUAGUAAUCAGCAGGGGAAAGUGGUUUGCACCCGUCGUGGCCUCACCCGUGUCCCCCCUGGGAUUCCUGCCAACACGCGACACCUCAAUCUAAUGGAAAACGCCAUUGAGGCGGUGCAGGCUGACUCCUUCCGCCAUCUGCACCACCUUGAGGUGCUCCAGCUUGGGCGAAAUGCCAUUCGGCAGAUUGAGGUGGGCGCGUUUAAUGGACUCACCAGCCUCAACACACUGGAGCUGUUUGACAACCGGUUGACGGUGGUGCCCAGUGGGGCCUUUGAAUACCUAUCCAAACUAAGAGAACUAUGGUUGAGGAACAACCCCAUUGAAAGUAUUCCUUCCUAUGCCUUCAACCGGGUACCCUCACUCAUGCGACUGGACCUGGGAGAGUUAAGGAAACUGGAGUACAUCUCAGAAGGAGCUUUUGAGGGCCUACAAAAUCUCAAGUACCUCAACCUGGGAAUGUGCAACAUAAGGGGUGAUAUGCCAAACCUAAGUCCCCUCAAAGGCCUCGAGGAGCUAGAGAUUUCUGAAAAUCUCUUUCCAAUGAUAAAACCAGGCUCUUUCAAAGGUCUGCGCUCAUUGAAAAAGCUAUGGGUGAUGAACUCUCAAAUCACAGUAAUAGAGCGCAAUGCUUUCGAUGACCUAUCUUCACUGGUGGAGCUUAAUCUUGCCCAUAACAAUCUGAGCGCUGUGCCACAUGAUUUGUUCUCCCCGCUCAGGUACCUGGUGGAGCUCCACCUCCACCAUAACCCUUGGAACUGUGGUUGUGAGGCUGUAUGGUUAGCACGCUGGCUAAGGGAGUACAUCCCUACUAAUUCAACUUGCUGUGGACGUUGUCACUCCCCUGCGAGCAUGAGAGGUCGACAGCUGGUGGACGUGGACCGAGGUGAGGGUGCUGCAGUCCAGUGUUCUGCACCAUUCAUUGCUGAUGCACCAAGGGACUUGAACAUCUCAGCAGGGCGAGUGGCUGAGCUUCGAUGCCGCACAGCUCCAAUGUCUUCAGUGCGCUGGCUCCUACCCAAUGGCACUAUACUGACACAUGCCUCUAGUCACCCAAGAAUAUCAGUCCUCAAUGAUGGUACCCUUAAUUUCUCAAAUGUCCUUGCAGUAGACACAGGCACCUAUACCUGCAUGGUCUCCAAUGCAGCUGGGAACUCUAAUGCCUCAGCCUACCUCAAUGUGAGUGCAGCUGAGCUUAAUACAUCCAACUUAAGUUACUUUACCACAGUGACCGUGGAGGUCUUGGGGCCAACCACUGAGAUGCCCAAACCUAAAACUACAACAACCACUGCAGCUGCUGCAGGCGCUGGUGUUGCUGGGGGAGGAGUAGGCCUAGGGACAACAACUACAACUGCCUCUCCUUCUGUCUUUCAACCAGUCUUCAUCUCCACCCCAACUGUACUGUUGCAAAACACUGACAGUCCACCAGGGGCAGCUAAACCAUCUGUGUUGCCAGGAAUUCAAUCGACUAACAAGCCAGGCAAGUCUGGGCCUAGCCUCGAUGAAGUGAUGAAGACUACUAAGAUCAUAAUAGGCUGCUUUGUGGCAGUGACACUAUUGGCUGCUGUCAUGCUCAUUGCCUUCUACAAAUUGAGAAAGCGCCACCAGCAGAGGAGCACCGUGGCAGCUGCCCGCACUGUUGAGAUUAUUCAGGUGGAUGAGGAGGACCUUCCACCACCAGCAUCUGCAGCCCAAGAGUCAGCUCUCACAUUGCCUGAAAUCCGAGACCAUAACAGCAUACAUAAGUUGGACUUUAUCAGCCACAAGACUGACUACAGCUUUCACAAACCCAAGGCUGAAUACAAACCCCAGCCUGAUUUCACACUUCACAAGCCGAAGGCUGAGUAUACCACAUAUAAGCCAAAUAUGGACUUUAGCAGCCACAAAACCAUCACAGAUUACAACACACACAAAUCUACGCCGGAUUUUAGCCUUCACAGACCAAAGCCUGACUGCAGCCCAUUUAGACCAGAAUAUAGCACCCACAAACCUAAAGCAGAAUACAGCCCAUUCAAGCCAGACUUUGGUACUCAUCCAAAAACUAAAUCAGACUACAGCCCAUUCAAACUAGAUUACAGCACUCAUCCCAGGCAGAAGAGUGACUUCAGUCCAUUCAAACGGGACUAUAGCACUCAGCCGAAAACUAAACAUGACUACAGCCCAUUAAAAUCAGACUACAACACACAACAUAGACCUAAAACUGAAUAUAGUCCAUUCAAGCCUGAUUUUGGUACGCACCCAAGACGUGAUUACAGCCCAUUUAAACCCGACUACAGCACUCAGCCUAAAUCCAAAACAGAGUACAGUGCCCAGAGAUCUAAAACAGACAGUACCUAUAAAGCUAAGGACCACUACACCCCACAUAAGACUGCAACAGAUUACAGCGCCUUCAAGACUGACUUCAGCCCCCACAAAGUGGAUUACAGCGCCUUCAAGUCUGACUUCAGUCCACAAACUCAGAGACCUAAACUGGAUUACAGUCCACAUAAACUGGACUACAGCCCUCAUAAGGUGGACUACAGCACUCUAAAGCCCAAAUAUAAUACCUAUAAACCGACUGGCCAUGGGGCUAAAUGGACAGACAACAAUGUUGGGAACUCUUUGCCGCGAACCUUGCCCAGUGCCAUCACAGCAAUGGCUGAGCCCUAUGUCGUAAAAACUCACAACAAGGAGAAGGUACAGGAGACUCAGAUUUAAAAAGGCCCCUCCAAAAGGCUCUCACCCCUUUUCCCAGUUUCCUAGCUCCUACUCACCCCUCUUUCACACGCCCCUUGUCCUUUCCUCAUUUAAAAAUCAUGCAAUAGAAUGCACAACGAAAAAAGGACAGGACAUACUUUUGUACAGAGUGCAAAACUUAAAAGACUGAUGAUUUCUUGUUGUACAUGCUUAUAAAUAAAUAUAUAUAUAUGGACGAACUAAAAUUACCAUGGGUUGGUGAUAGAGAAACGUAUAUUAAAAAGAAAUUGAAACUAUUUUCUAACUUGUAACUUCUAUUUAAAAUAAUGAGUUGUUUAAGAUGCUGUCUUGACUUUGAAAAAUGAGGGUAGUCUUGUUUUAACAGAGGGCAUUCUGUGUGAUUUUUACACCAUGCUACAGAGAAUGCAGUGAUAAGAAAAAAGAAUAUUUAUACAGAGAAGACUUUCUUUAACAAAAUCCGGGAAAAAAAAGGUCAGUGUUGAUCUUUACAGGUUUAUCUUGUAAAAGCACCAAGAAUUUGUACUGUGCCAAAUGUUAUAAAUGCAAUAAAAAGGAUUUUUGGAAGAAAAAAAAAA
Messenger RNA from Neolamprologus brichardi, 5398 nucleotides. RefSeq names its product leucine rich repeat containing 4.1 (gene lrrc4.1). Gene Ontology annotation, molecular function: protein binding. Gene Ontology annotation, cellular component: glutamatergic synapse; plasma membrane; postsynaptic density membrane. Gene Ontology annotation, biological process: synaptic membrane adhesion; modulation of chemical synaptic transmission; postsynaptic density protein 95 clustering. The record is from RefSeq and is a predicted model, not a curated record. NCBI's taxonomy places the organism in Eukaryota, Metazoa, Chordata, Actinopteri, Cichliformes, Cichlidae.